Molecule: messenger RNA, 2313 nt
Organism: Rotaria sp. Silwood2
Lineage: Eukaryota; Metazoa; Rotifera; Eurotatoria; Philodinida; Philodinidae
Source: the annotation of a GenBank genome assembly
AUGAAUAAGUAUCGUUUGACAACUACAAAUAAUACUAAUAAUAUUAAUAUCACAGAUAAAAGCAUUUUUCAUACAUCAUUACCAACAGUUGUUAAUAUCUCAAAUGAUCAUUCACAUAUAGAUGAAACUGAUCGUUUCCUUAAUGAACGUGGUUCACUAAACAUUUCAUCCGUUUUACCAUAUUCAUCUAAUCUUGAAGAAAGAGAUGAAAAUGAAUUACCAUUUCCAGGUUUUGUUGAAACAGCUUUUUAUUCUCUUCGACAAACAACACCACCACGUUAUCAAUGUUUAAAACUUAUAACAUGGUCAUGGUUUGAACGAAUAAGUAUUUUUGUUAUUUUGCUUAAUUGUAUUACACUUGGUAUGCAUCAACCAUGUGCACAUCAUACUGGUAUAGAGUCAUCGAAAAAAUGUGAUACAGCACGUUGUAUUUGGCUACAAGCAACAGAUUAUUUUGUUUUUGCAUUUUUUACAAUUGAAAUGUGUAUUAAAAUGAUAGCGAUGGGAAUAUUUGGUAAAGGAACUUAUCUUGCUGAAUCAUGGAAUCGACUUGAUUGUUUUAUUGUUCUUGCCGGAUUCGUGGAAUUGUUGGUACCAGGUGAUAAUUUAAGUCUGUCAGCUAUUCGUACAGUUCGAGUACUUCGUCCAUUACGUGUCAUUAAACGUGUACCAUCGAUGCGUAUUCUUGUUAUGCUUUUACUCGAUACAUUACCUAUGCUUGGCAAUUUACUUCUUCUCUGCUUUUUUAUCUUUUUUAUCUUUGGUGUUAUUGGUGUACAAUUAUGGAAAGGAUUAUUACGUAAUCGUUGUUUUUUACAACUAAAUACUACAAUUAUAGAUAAUUACACAUUAUUCGAUGAUUUUCCUUUCCAAUCUUUUUAUAUUCCUCCUGAUCAAGAUUCAUUUAUUUGUUCUGAACCAUCAUCAAGUGGAAUGACAAAAUGUUCAGAAAUUCCACAAUUUUCUCGAGAUAAUAUGACAUGUGAACUUGAUUUUCAUUCAUUGAGUUCAUCAUUAACAAAUAAAGCAAUAAAUGGAUGUAUUAAUUGGAAUCAAUAUUAUCAAUUAUGCGCUAUUUCUGAUCAAAAUCCAUUUUCUGGAUCGAUUAGUUUCGAUAAUAUUGGUUUAGCAUGGCUUGCUAUCUUUCAGAUAAUCAGUCUCGAAAGUUGGGUUAGUAUAAUGUAUUAUAUACAAGAUGCACAUUCAUUUUGGGAUUGGAUUUAUUUUCUAUGUCUUAUUGUUAUUGGUUCAUUUGUUAUGAUGAAUCUCUGUCUUGUUGUUAUUUCUGCACAAUUUAGUGCAACAAAAAAACGUGAAACAGAACGAAUGUUAGCUGAACAAAGACGUUUUUCAGGUUCAACAGCUACAGCAACAAGUGAUCAACAAGGUUCUUGUUGGGAAGAAAUAAUUAAAUAUUUUCAACGAUUAUCGAAACGUGUAUAUAAACCAUUCAGAAUAUUCUGGAAAAAUUAUCGACAAAAACGUGAUAAAGUUAAUCAAAGACAUCAACGAAAAGUAAAAACAACAAAAAAGAUAUUAAUACCAAAUUCAUUACCUUCAUCUGAUCUCAAUAUAGUCUCGUUAACUCCACUAAUUAAUCAAGAACGUCGACCAAAUUGUCGACAUCAUCAAACUCAACCAUUACUAGUACCAACGUCAUCAUCAAAAUCUAUUGAUCACGACAUUGGUACUUGUGACAGUUAUCCAGACGUAACUGUUCCAACGUCAGCAGAUAAUAAUUCACUUAUGGAAAAAAAUCGAGAAAAAAUUGAAAACUUUGAAUUUGAACGAGACCAACAAAUAGAAAGACAUGAUGAAUGUCAUUGUUAUUAUCAAGAUGAAAUAGUUAAUGCAUCUGACAAUAAUCAAGAAGAAGAAAAAUCUAAAUUUCAUCAAAGAAAUAAAAUUUGUUGUUAUUCACGUCUUACAAUAAUACAAAAAUUAAUUUCAUCUUUUGUUGCUAGUAAAUAUUUUGAUCGCAUUAUUUUCUCAGCUAUUAUUAUAAAUUCGCUUUCAAUGGCUAUUGAAUAUCAUGGACAACCACAAUCAUUAACAAAUGUAUUAGAAUAUAUCAAUUAUGUUUUUGUAAUAUUAUUUACAAUAGAAAUGCUAUUUAAAAUAAUUGCUGAAGGUUGUUUAAAAUAUAUUAAAAAUCCAUUUAAUAUAUUUGAUGCUGGAAUUGUUUUAAUUAGUUUUAUUGAAUUAUAUGGAACAAAAAAUAGUGGAUUAUCUGUUUUACGUACAUUUAGAUUACUACGUGUACUUAAACUUAUCCGAUUUAUGCCGACAUUAAGACGACAAUUGGUGAGUUAG